Labrus bergylta (ballan wrasse) is the source of this 1693-nucleotide messenger RNA. Its product is annotated as complement receptor type 1. Lineage: Eukaryota; Metazoa; Chordata; Actinopteri; Labriformes; Labridae. The record is from RefSeq and is a predicted model, not a curated record. Gene Ontology annotation, biological process: negative regulation of complement activation, classical pathway.
GGUCAGUGCCUCCUCCUAUAAAUUGCUUCACACUGCUAAAUUCUCCUGUGAGGAUAAGUUCACUCACAGACGACAAACAUGAGGAGCACCGUGGGGAGCAUUCUGCUUUUGGUGUUUGUUAUUGCUUCAGCUCAAGUACCAAAGAAAUGUCCUGCACCUUUGGAGUACCCGCACACCAGACUGGAGCAGACGUACAGCAGCAGACAGACGUUCAGCCACAUGAUGAAGGUUUAUUAUCGCUGUUUAGAAGACUUCACUCCAUACAAAGGCAACAUGAUAGUUCAGUGUGUCGAUGGAUCAUGGACCAAACUGACACUGAAGUGCGAAAAGAGAUCAUGUGGUAAUGCUGGGGAUCUACCCAAUGGACACUUCAAUUACGAGGGGAAUUCAGUCGUCGGGGAGAAAGUUUAUGCAGUCUGCAACGAGGGCUACACCCUGAAAGGACUUGGCUACAUGACAUGCAAGAAGUCUGGCUGGACCGGAGAAUUCCCGUCGUGUGAAGAGGGAGCGGCCACCUGCUCCAACCCCGCAGUGGAAAAUUCUGUGAGCAGCAUUAGAAAUGUUGCUGUGUACCAUCUGGGAGAAAAUGUAAACUUCACUUGCAGUCGGGGUUUCGAGCUGAAUGGCGCUCAGCGGAUCACCUGUGGUCCUGGAGGCCAGUGGCAGCCCGAGCCCCCCCGAUGUCUGCCGUCACCUGACAAAUCUCAGUUACCUGAAAAAGAAGGUGGAUGUGGUGUGCCGGUGACCGAUCAGAACUCCAACGCAAACCUUGCCGACAAAUACAUCACAAUGCCAUCUUUCUCCUCUGGUGACAAGGUGUUAUACGUGUGUGAUGUCGGAUACACUCAAGCAGGUGGAAGCAGAUAUCGCAGGUGUAGCGAGGGGAAGUGGUCGCCUCUGAGGCUCAAAUGCGAACGAAAGUCCUGUGGCUCUGCAGGAGAGAUUAUAUUUGGACAGUUUACAUACACAGGAGUUCAGUUUGGAGACAUUGCUACAGCUGAGUGUGAUGAGGGGUUUUAUCUGGUGGGACGAGCACACAGGACCUGCAUGAGCGAGGGCUGGGAUGGACGUGUUCCAGUCUGUGAAGCUGUGGAUUGUGAAGCUCCUCCACAAGUGAAAAACGCAGACAUGAUCGGCCCCAUGGAGCCAUCGUACACAUACAGGACAGUGAUUAGCUACCAGUGUCAGGUGGGGAUCCUUGUCGGAAAAAAGGAGCUCUGGUGCACCAAGGACGGGAAGUGGAGUCACCCCCCUCCGACAUGCAAAGAGAUAACAUGUCCAUCUCCGAAUGUGCCACGCGCCUUCUGGACAAGAGCUCACAAGAAGGUGCAUCAGCCCAGGGACAAUUUAUCCAUUGAGUGUAACCGUGGUUACAUCAUGUCAGGUCCGAAAACUGUCACCUGUGGAAUUGAUGGACGAUGGCUGCCCGCCCUUCCUAAGUGCAUUCGCAGAUAUGCUCAACACAGGGGCUAAUUCAGUCGCUGAGAGGUGAACCUAGCAUAUACAUUUCCACCUGGUUAAACGGCUUGCACUCAGUCAGCGGAGGAUGAAAACAUAAAGUUAAGCAAAGCUACAUGUCAGCCUUCUGUGAGAAAUGAUUCUACUUUGUACAACCUUUUCAUAAUGCACCAUGUUCGAUAUCUAAAACCUGUAUAGAGUCAUUGCACAGACAUUAAAGUAUGCCUCAAAUGGA